UUAAAUUUUGAUCAAGAAUUAAUAAUUUCUACACAAAGACCACCAAACAUGUCUUCUAAAGAAGAUACGAAAGAUCAACUACCAAUAAACAGAAAUUCCGUUCAUCCUCUAAAUGUUAAGGGCACUUAUCCUACAGGUACGAAGCAAACUUCUCAAAAAGGUGGCUUUGGUCAAAAAGUCCAAGAACAAGAAAUCGGUCAUGGAUUCAUUCCAAGAAAGAGGGGUAGUAAAAUGAGAGAAAAAAAGGAAUUCGAAGAGUUGUCUCAGGAAGCUGAGAAAUAUUGA
Racocetra persica is the source of this 285-nucleotide messenger RNA. The record is from the annotation of a GenBank genome assembly. NCBI's taxonomy places the organism in Eukaryota, Fungi, Glomeromycota, Glomeromycetes, Diversisporales, Gigasporaceae.